Molecule: messenger RNA, 3454 nt
Organism: Hydra vulgaris (swiftwater hydra)
Lineage: Eukaryota; Metazoa; Cnidaria; Hydrozoa; Anthoathecata; Hydridae
Product: metabotropic glutamate receptor 3
Biological process (GO): regulation of synaptic transmission, glutamatergic; G protein-coupled glutamate receptor signaling pathway
Cellular component (GO): plasma membrane
Molecular function (GO): adenylate cyclase inhibiting G protein-coupled glutamate receptor activity
Source: RefSeq, a predicted model, not a curated record
UAAGAAAAAUGUCAAUAAAAAAAAUAUAAGUUUCAUAAUGUUGCUGUUGGCUUUUUUUUAUAAUUCAGCUUUAUCAGUACACAAACAUAUGAUCAAUUACAGAAGUGAAGAGGACUUUUGAAAAAAUGAAAGCAACAAAUUAUUGGAUGCUGUUUGUUUUGUUGGUAAAAAGUUCAGAAAACCAUCAAAUGUCUGAACUGGAUAAUAUUUAUAAACUUGGAUGCCAUUACAACAAAACAUCUACGAAUCUUGAUGCUGAUUUUAUCUUUGGUGCUUUAUUUCCAAUACAAGAUUUUAAUUUUGAAGACGAAAAAUAUUUAUAUUCAGUUGAAGAAAUGUCCAUCAUAGAAGCAUUUUUAUACACUAUUGAAAAAAUCAACAACAAUUCUGCCAUUUUGCCUAAUAUAACACUUGGAUUUGAUGUGCGCAACAGUUGCAACAAUGUAAAAAUUGCUAUUACUCAUGUAACUGAUUUUCUGAUUGAUACAAAAUAUUUUUUUAACAAACAAAAAAUUCAUACACAAAACAACACCUGCUCCUGCUUAAAAAACAGAAAAAGCUUGUUAGCAGCAGUUAUAGGAGGUAAAUCCAAAACAAUUUCAAUUGUAAUGUCCGACCUUUUGCAAAUUGAUCAGAUUCCUCAAAUAGCAUAUGGAUCUUCUGAACCUUAUGAAGAACAAAAUAGUACAUAUAGUGAAAACAAACGAACAUCGAAACGUUAUCUAAGCACUAUCCCACCAGAUGUAAACCAAAUAUUAGCUAUUAUUCAUUUAAUUGAACAUUUUAAUUGGACAUUUCCAUUUCUCAUUGCUGCAGACGAUGAUUUCGGUCGUAAUGCAAUACUACUCAUGCAAAAAAAUUUUGAGGAUAAAAACGGGUGUCUUGCUGCUUUACAACUUUUUGAUGUUCAGCAUCCAGAAUAUGCCGUUAAAAAAAUCCUAAUGGACUUGAAACUAAUAUUAUCAAAAACUACUGUUGUUAUUUUAUUGUGUGAAUAUGAACAAGCCAUAAACAUCAUUGAAGCUGUAAACCAAGAGGGUAUUUUGAAUUUAACAUGGAUUGGAAUUGAAAGUUGGGCCACAAAUAUAAGAAUAUCAAAGUCAAACUUAACUAUUCAAAAUAACGCCAUCAUUAGUGUUAGAAAGACAAUACCAAAAGUAAGCGAGUUUGAGGACUUCUUUGACAAAAUUGUAGUUAAGUCUCACUUACCCAAUGUAUGGUUUGAGGGUUUUUGGGAGUCAUUUGGAAUUAGUCUUGAAGACAUGAAGGAGUUUCCUCCUACAGGGGCACUUAUUAGGAACCCUAACUACUAUAGCGUUAUGUCUGCUGUAUAUGCCGCAGCAUAUGGUCUCCAUAAACAUUUGAAUUGUACCGAAAAAGGUUGCCAUAAUAUAAACAAACCAAUUUCUUACAAAAAACUUUGGAAGGACAUUAUAGGUUCAUCAUUUAUUAUUCCAGGUACUAACCAAAAUUUCUUAUACAAUGAAAAUGGAGAUGUUGUUUCAACAACAUAUGAAUACAUUGCAUGGGAAAUCAAAACAAGUAAAAAUCAAAGUGAAAUUUACACAUUUGGAAAUUGGAAUCUUGAAAAUAAUGAAGUUAAUGUACACAUAAAUUUUUCAGAAUUUAAAAAAAGAACUUUUAAAUCAAUUCCAAUUUCAAAAUGUAGCAAACCAUGUAAGCCAGGAAAUUUGACAAUAUUUGGAAAACAAAAAUGUUGUUGGGAGUGUGCAAUGUGUGAUAAGAAUUACAUAUCACUAGAUGGAUUAAGCUGCAGUCCAUGUCCAAAGAUGUCAAUUUCUAGUAAAAAUCGAACAAUAUGCCAUAACUUAACAAAUGUUAAUCUUAGCUUAAAAAAUAAAAAUGGUAAAGUUAUUUUUGCUAUGUCACUUAUAGGAACUUUUUUUGGAUUAUCAGCAUUACUUGUUUUCUUUAAAAAUUGGAAUAGUCCAAUCAUAAGAGCUUCCAGUAGAGAAAUGUCAACAACACAACUGAUUUCAAAUUUGCUUUUGUUUUGCCAGCCGCUCAUGUAUCUUCAUAAUUUAACACCAAUCAUUUGUGGGUUAAGAAUUACUUGGUUUAGUAUAUUGUAUGCUUAUGUAAUAUCGUUUAUACUUAUGAAAACAUAUCGUUUACUGCGCGUAUUUAGAAAAAAACGAUUUUCUAAAAUAUCCAGAUUUUUAAAAAACAAAUACCAAAUAGGGUUCUCCAUGUCACUAGUAGUAAUUCAAUUAGUUGCAGAAAUAAUUUGGCUUUUCAUAAAUCCACCCGAAAUUCAACAAGAAAUAGACGAAGAGAAUUUUACAAUUAUAUACUACUGUGGAACCAAAACUGAUAUUUUACUCUAUUGCAAUGUAAUAUAUAUAAUUCUUUUAUCUCUAGUUAGUGGAUACAUGGCUUUUCGUGCACGAAAACUUCCCCAAAACUAUAAUGAAGCACAUUACAUAGCUCUAGCAAUGUUCAUUACAUGCUUAUCAUGGGCUCUAUUUAUCUUUCUUCAUGCUACAAGUGAACGAAAAUUGAAGAACUUUGUUUUUCUUGUAAUGAAUUUGAUAAAUAACUUUUGCUUGCUAACCAUCCUGUAUAGUCGUCGAUUCAUUGUUAUUUUAUUUUAUCCUGAAUUGAGAGACAGAAAUAACUUUACAAAAAUGCGUAAAAAUGCAACAGUAACAGCAUUUCUUAAUGAAAAUGAAAUCAAUAACGAAAAACAAAAAGUUAUAAGCUUUGAUUUUGACAAAAUGUUUGAUUCAUACAGACAAAAAAAUAAAAAUUCUAUUGCAAGCAGCUCAUCAAUGAUUAAUAAAAAAAAUAGCACAAAAAAACGUUUAAAAACAAUAGAUAAAGAAAAUGAUAAAAUGCAAAAUAACAAAACAAAAAAUUUAAAGAAACUAGCACAGACAAUGAAAGAACCAAACAAUAAACUAGAACCAACUAUAAAAAGAAGUUUAUCAUUAGACAACAUAAAAACUUAUCGUAACAAAGCAUUUGAACAUAUUUCAGAUAUUUCUAGCAACAAAGUGAAUUUUUUUGAAAACAAAGCAAAAUUAGCACAACAAACAGGUUCCAUCUACAAAAAACACAGUAAAGAAGUAGUUCAGAAUACAAAAAUACCAUCAGAAUAUAGAGAUUAAAAAAAGAAAAAAAGAAAAACAACAAAAAAGAAAAUAGAUAAAUUCAAUAAAUUUGUUUUAUAAAUAUUUAUGCAGAUUGUAACUACCAAAAAAAACUAUUCCGUUUUUCUAUAACAGAGACUUUUUUUUAUAAUAUAGACUUAUUUUAUUUCCUUAUAAAGACUUAUUUUCUUAAAUAACGUGAUAUAUGAGUGACUUUUUAAUAGCUUAUUAAAUUAUUUAUUGAUAGUUUAUUGAAAAUGAAUUUAAAAGUUAUUUUAAUCCUAUUAUAAUAUCAAGAACAUCUUAUGAUUUAAACAGCUAAGAAAUUUUUUUAAUGCAAA